Molecule: messenger RNA, 819 nt
Organism: Talaromyces amestolkiae
Lineage: Eukaryota; Fungi; Ascomycota; Eurotiomycetes; Eurotiales; Trichocomaceae
Exons: 1
Coding region: 1-819 (272 amino acids)
Molecular function (GO): methyltransferase activity
Source: RefSeq, a predicted model, not a curated record
AUGGCGGACAAAACAGAAUCUGCCGUCUACACACAUGGCCAUCAUGCCUCUGUUUUGCGUUCGCAUACCUGGAGAACGGCACUGAAUUCCGCAGCUUACAUUCUUCCCCAUCUGAAGCCAGAUAUGAAGAUUUUAGACAUUGGUUGUGGACCGGGUACUAUCACUGUCGAUCUGGCAAGCUACAUUCCCCAGGGCCACAUCACUGGGCUUGAAAGGGCUGAAGGGGUACUCGAUCAGGCUCGUGCUCUCGCUAAGGAAAAGGACGUCAAGAACGUUGACUUUGUCGUUGGAGAUGCCAAUGGACUCUCCUACGAAGACCAAAGCUUUGAUGUCGUCAUUUGCCACCAAGUCCUACAACAUGUUCGCAACCCCAUCGGCAUUUUAAAAGAGAUGUACCGAGUAGCUAAAGUGGGCGGAUUUGUGGCUGCACGAGAAUCCGACUACGGCGGAUUUGUUUGGUACCCAAGUCUGGAUGGGCUUUCGAAAUGGAGCCAUCUUUACGACGAAGUUGCGAGAAACAACGGUGGUGAGCCUAAUGCCGGUCGCAUGCUUCAUUCUUGGGCACGACAGGCUGGCCUCGCCGACAUCAAAUGUAGUACAAGUACGUGGUGCUACCAGACAAAGGAUGAGAUAUCCUGGUGGAGCGAUUUGUGGGCGGAAAGAAUUGUCGUGUCGUCGUUUGCGACAACAGCUAUCGAUGCUCAGAUUGCCACCAAGGGUGACCUUGAGAACUUGGCUAAAGUCUGGCGCAAAUGGGGAGAUGAGGAAGAUGCCUGGUUCAAUUUGCUCCAUGGAGAGAUCAUAGCCUAUAAACAUUAG